ACAGUCGCUCAGUCAUCCCUUCGCCCGCUAUCUUCAAAUUUAACACCUGCGAAACCCUAAUUGACCCCACCCGCCGGCUAUGGACGGAGCUCAGUUACUCGAUGAUGGAUUCCCGGCGGUGAGGCUCUUCAGCCAGGGAUACUCCUACACCUACGAUGACGUCAUCUUCCUCCCCCACUACAUCGACUUCCCCACCGACGCCGUCUCCCUCUCCACCAAGCUCAGCCGCCGCAUCGCCCUUGCCACCCCUUGCGUCGCCUCCCCCAUGGACACCGUAACCGAGUCCUCGAUGGCCGCUGCCAUGGCCUCGCUCGGCGCCAUCGGGAUCAUCCACUCCAACACCACCGCUUCCCACCAGGCCUCCUUGGUCCGCCGCGCGAAGUCGCACAAAAUCCCCUUCAGCCACGAGAUCGUCUACAAAUCCCCCUCCGACACGAUUCUAUCGAGUGACGAUUUCGCCGAUGCUCCCUGCCUAUUCGUCACGGAGGACGGGACCCGGAGCUCGAAGCUGUUAGGAACCGUGUCAAGAUCCGAUUGGAUCGAAAUUAUAGCCCCGGACCAAAGGGUUUCCGAGUACAUGAAGAAGUCAACAGUUUCUCUUCCAGCUGGGUACAGCUUCGAGGAUGUGGCGGGCUAUUUAGCAACAAACGAGCUGGAAUUUGUGCCGCUGGUUAGAAAUAACGGGGAGGAGGGAGAAGAAAUAGUGAAUGUAGUUUCGACUGGUGAUGUCGAGAGCAUUCGAGGUUUUCCGAAAUUGGGGCUGCCUUCUGUGGGGCCCGACGGAGAGUUUCUGGUAGGGGCGGCCAUAGGUACAAGGGAAACGGAUAAAGAGAGGUUGGAGCAUCUGGUCAAAGCUGGGGCGAAUGUGGUGGUUCUUGAUAGUUCUCAGGGAAAUUCUAUUUACCAGAUCGAGAUGAUCAAGUACGCGAAGAAGAUGUACCCGGAUUUGGAUGUUAUAGGUGGGAAUGUGGUGACUGCGUACCAGGCACAAAACUUGAUUCAGGCUGGGGUUGAUGGAUUGAGGGUAGGGAUGGGUUCGGGCUCCAUUUGUACAACUCAAGAAGUUUGUGCCGUUGGGCGAGGGCAGGCAACUGCUGUUUACAAGGUUGUAUCUGUUGCAGCUGAAAGCGGUGUGCCUGUGAUUGCGGAUGGUGGCAUCUCAAAUUCUGGCCACAUUGUCAAAGCUUUGACCCUGGGUGCUUCAACUGUAAUGAUGGGAAGCUUUUUAGCUGGAAGCCAUGAAGCUCCCGGAACUUAUGAAUAUAAUAAGCAUGGUCAGAGAGUGAAAAAGUAUCGAGGUAUGGGAUCCCUCGAGGCAAUGACGAAGGGGAGUGAUGCUCGUUACUUGGGCGAUAAAGCUAAGUUGAAGAUUGCUCAAGGGGUUGUUGGUUCUGUGGCUGAUAAAGGAUCAGUAUUAAACUUCAUCCCGUACACAAUGCAAGCUGUAAAGCAGGGAUUUCAAGAUCUUGGUGCUUCUUCCCUGCAGUCCGCUCACGAUCUCUUGAGAUCAGGCGUUCUAAGACUCGAGGUUAGGACUGGAGCAGCUCAAGUAGAAGGUGGAGUCCAUGGGUUGGUUUCGUACGAGAAGAAGUCCUUCUAAAAUCCACCUUAUUCAAUACAAUCUUUUUUAAAUAAGUCCCGAUUCAGAUGUAUUUUUGGAGAGAUAUGUUCCUGCCGAACUCAGCUCAACGUCCUAACAUGGUUUCCCUUUUGAACAUUUCUAAUUGAUUUGUAUGAAUGACUAUCAAAGAUUGCAGAAUUCAGACUUAGACAGACUGAAGAAGAUUGUGGUAUCAUUAUGUUUGUUUGUUUGGCAUUUAUGCGAUGAAUAUUCAUCUUUUCGCAUUCUAAUGAUUAAUUGAUUGUAAUCAAUUAAUCGAAUGUACCCUUCCGCAUUCGAAACCAUAAUGGCCAAUAUUAUAUUACUACAAA
Messenger RNA from Striga asiatica, 1932 nucleotides. The record is from the annotation of a GenBank genome assembly. Lineage: Eukaryota; Viridiplantae; Streptophyta; Magnoliopsida; Lamiales; Orobanchaceae.